This is a messenger RNA of Symbiodinium natans, 1140 nucleotides long. NCBI's taxonomy places the organism in Eukaryota, Dinophyceae, Suessiales, Symbiodiniaceae. The record is from the annotation of a GenBank genome assembly.
AUGCAGUCUGCGCCACUACUCAAGUUCGAGAACGAGCAGCCCAAGCUGUGCGAAGAAGGUCUCACCGUACUGGAGGCGCUUCCAGGACCGGUUUGUCCCAUUGCCUUUGUCGGUGAUGGACGCAGUGGAAAAUCCUUCCUGGCAUCCAAGCUAGUUGGGGAGGGUACCUUCAGAGAUGACGACUCUGAGGAGGCUGUCACUGAAGGCAUCGACGUUGCUGCAAUGUCCUGUCAUCCCGGACAUCUUCUCGUGCUGGAUUGCGAGGGUGGAAACAAUGCCAUGUCCAAAAGCCAUUCCAUUGUGACGGUGGUUGGGGCACUGUUUGCGACGGCGUUGGUCUUCGUCACCGAUGGCAAGGCCUCUGAGGCAGCUGUGGAAGCGCUCGGCCGGAUGCUCGAGGAGCGUGCCCUCAUCAAGUGCGAUGGCACAGGCUCCCUGCAGGCACAAACCCUCCUCUUUGUCGUGAAUCAGAACAGGCUGAGAUAUGGGGAAGAUGCCCUCGAAAAGAUCUUGGCCGCUGACCACGGUGAAGAGCGGAAGGAGAUCCGGACUCUCAUCAGCAACGCUUAUCCGGAAAAUCGGCGACACUUCUUUACGAUUCCUGUAGACAACAAGAAAGACUUCGAGGACAAAUGGGAAUCUUUCCACGCUGCAAUGCGCAAUGCUGCGAUUCCCUUGAAGAUGGGCAAGCUGUGGAUGACGGGAGCCCAGGUCGUGCAUAUGCUCCGGAAGGUGGAAGAGGAGCUGCGCACGCGGGGCAAGGUGAGCUUGCCCUCCUUGCACCGGCACGUGAUACUGGAUGGGUGGCUGAAGCCCACAGUGGGCCAGGUGCUUCAAUCACGGAUGGACAAGCUCCUCGAGAAUUUCUCACAGGAGGAGUUUGCCACGCAAAAGGUCGGAAGUGUCGAUGGGAGCUGUGCAGACUGCCAAAAAUCGGCAGCUGGGUGGCUUGAUCCAGACGUUGAGGAGUUCUUCUGUGAGGACUGCUGGCGCAAAUUCUCUCCGAAGGUGCUCAAAUGUUGCUUCUGCGGCAGCUUUCACCCCUGGAUGCUGGGCAGGGUCGAGAAGGUGACCAAGAUGUGGCACUGCAACGACUGUCUGAUGCAGCUAGGUAUUGAGAUUCCUGAUGAAGCCACCUGA